AAAUCAGUGGUCUUUGCAGCGACGCUUAGGUGGACAUCUGCAGGGAAUUUCUGACAGUCGGGUGGAUUACUCAAUCAUAAAAGCCCUUGGAUGAAAUUAACUGGAAAUAAGUGACAACACCUGGGACGCUAUGGGUGUCUAAAAAGUGAUGAGAAAUUCACCGCAACACCAGGGAUAAAUUGCCCAAAGUGUACUAAAUUCUCCACGUUCAUCACAGGGUGAUAUUUUUGGAUUUUUGCCGGCUGAAAAUGAGUAAUUUAGCCUUAACUAGUAAUAUUUUUUCAAAAUAUCAUAAAACUUCAGAAUGUGACUGCUCGCAAUCCAAUAUUCUUUGAUAUGUGAAUUGAAGCUUGAAGGAUGGUGUUUAAAACAGGCACAUUAAUGAACUAACUAUUGGAAAAACAUUCAAAAAUACAUAUGUAUUUUCUGGUUUGCGUGUAUAGAUAACAUUUUCCAAGGGAUGGUGGACGAGUCUAAAUACAAGGAUGGAGGAUGGGCAUGGGUGGUUGUUUUUGGUGCAUUCAUAUCUCAUUUCAUGACAUGUGGAUUUGAAAAGGGAUAUUCUGUCCUUUAUGUGGAAAUUAUUCGUGUAUAUAAUACAAGUGCUGCUCUCUCUGCUGCUCUCGGAGGUUUCGCAUCUGCAGUUCGACUUUUAUUAGCCCCUCUAUCCGUUUCGCUAAGUAAUAUAUACUCUGAACAAAAAGUGGCUAUGGCAGGAGGCUUAUUGACAUUUAUCGGUCUUCUAACAGCAGCGCUGAGUCCUCACUUUACCAUUUUUUUCAUUGCAUAUGGAGCUGUAUUCGGUUUCGGAUUAACUCUUUCUUAUACUCCCUCCUUGGUUGUAUGUACGCAUUACUUCCACAAACGUCGUGCGACGGCUCUCAGUCUUUCUCUAGCUGGAUGUGGUGUCGCAACUAUAAUUUUACCGUAUUUAUUUUACUUCUUAAUCAGUUAUUAUGGACUACGUGGUGCUAUGAUUAUUCUUUCUGCGUUCAGUCUCCAUUACUGUGUUGCUGGUGCCUUAUACUACCAAAGAGAACCGAAGAAAGAUAAUGUACAGGAUUCAGAGCCAUCAAAAGUCAAAUUAAGCAUAUCCUCAAGAGUUGUGAAGUAUAUCAGUCGUCUGCUAAAAAUUAAGGUUGCAUCAGGAAUAUGGGUGAAGAUAUUUUUACUUUCAUUCAUUUUGAAUAUGAUGGGUUCAUCGCCGGUAACAACACUUCUCAUAGAUCAUGCAGAACAGCUUGGGUAUAUCGGUGGCAGUUCAGUUCAGUUGCUUAUGAUUGAAGGCACUGUACAAUUAGUUGUGAGAAUAGCAUUGGGAUUUUUCUUUGACAAUCAAUAUAUUAAACCCUAUCGUGGUCUUAUCUGGACUGGUGGUGUAGCCUUUUCAUCAUUAAUCAUCAUUUUUAUUGCAUUUGCUACUGACUUGAAAUUACUAUCAAGUCUUAUGUUCUUCAGAGGGGCAUCAUUAGCCCUGUAUAUUUCACAACAAGCUGUAGUUGUUUCGGAUUUAUGUGAAGGACAACCAGAGACAACAAGUCAAACAAUUGCUAUAGCACAAAUAUGCAAAGGGAUAGGAACUUUACUUGGAUCAUAUUUUUCUGGUUUAAUUAAAGAUUAUACUCAAGAAUAUCGUCCGGCUUUUCUAUUCCUUGGUGGAAUGCAAUUUCUGGGUUUUUUAACAGUUCUCUGUGCAAUAAUAUGGGCUAGAAUAAAUGCUCGUAAAAGAAUAGAAUUAGAAGUUUCUGAAAAUUUAAUACAUAGCAGUAGUUUGGGCAAUAUAUCUGAUAUAUCAUCGCAUGUCUUGAAUACAAAUGCCAUAAUCCCAUCGUCAGCGUCUUCGUCAAAUGAAUUAUCCACCAGUAGAAAUGAUGAAAUUGUACCAGUUGUUGUGACCAAAACUGACAAUGAUAUACCUACACCACAGAGUUCAAGAAUAUAAUUGUUUAUAAAAGAGUCAGUUAUGUUAACAAAUUCUCAGUAUGGGAGGGUUUCGCAUCCUUUGAACGUCGUCAACUUACUACUCAAACAAAACUGAUGUGACCAUUUUAUAGCUGAAGGAACCAAAAAAAUCAUAUUCUAAUUUUGUUAUUAUUAUUCUUAUCAUUAUUAUUGUUAUUAUUGUAAUAACAUGCUAUCAAAUCAAAUCUUGAUUACAACAGAUUACUUCAAAUUUUGCUUAAAUCAAUUUAAGAUAGAUACCAAAGGUUUAUUUUUUAACUUGCUGCUCUGUCCCCCUUUAUCUAAUCACACACACACACACACAUACACACCAUUUCUCCCUCCAUCAUCAUCAUCAUCCUACCAGAUGCUGAUUCUAGUAAUAUAUGUCUUUUGCUUAUCGAAUCAAAUCUCAUCCCCACCUUCUUCUUUAUUCUGUUGCUAUCGUUGUAGAGAUGCUAAGUAGUCACUGUGUGUUUGUGUGUGUGUGUGAGUGAGAGUUCUCUCUUCCGCCGCCCACCCCCACCCUACUUUUUAUUGUAUCAUCUUGUAUUUCGUCUUUCCCUCCUCUUCCUCCUCAUCCUCGUCUCUGCAUCCAUCCAUCUGUCUAUCUCUGUCUGUGUAUUGGUAGACUAUGAAUCCUCAAAUGACGGAGGAUAUUUCCCAGUGUAGAGAAUUUGUCUUCCACAUCUCUUCUUCUGUUUCGAUUUAGCUAUGAGUAUUUUUCAUAUCUUUUCUCUUUUUUUGUGAAACAUUAUUAUGAUCUCAUUUUUCGUUUCAGUUAUAUCAUCAACUGUUUACAGACAGAGAUCAAUCUGUGUGUGUGUCUGUGUAAUGCUGAUCCGUUCAUCUUAUUCAUACUACACACGUAUGCACGCACACACACAGUCAAUUACGCACAAACGAACAAAAUCUAUACUACACACAGUAUGCAUGUAAAUAAGCACUUUCGUUUUUCAUCUUAUCAAUUCUCUUUUGUUUGUUUGCUUAUGUUAUUUUUUAGACUUAAAUUAGCCUGUUAGGCACCCUCCAUUCCCUUGAAUCAGUUUACAUGUAUAGUCACAAGUGUAUAUAUAUUUAAAUGCAUUCAUUACGUAUAUAUUGAAUUCAAUGAAAAAAGAAUAAAUAAUUAGAAAAUAAAAACUUCUUAU
This is a messenger RNA of Trichobilharzia regenti, 3092 nucleotides long. NCBI's taxonomy places the organism in Eukaryota, Metazoa, Platyhelminthes, Trematoda, Strigeidida, Schistosomatidae. The record is from the annotation of a GenBank genome assembly.